Molecule: messenger RNA, 1419 nt
Organism: Symbiodinium natans
Lineage: Eukaryota; Dinophyceae; Suessiales; Symbiodiniaceae
Source: the annotation of a GenBank genome assembly
AUGGUGCACCCAAAUACUCACCGCUCAACAGCGCUGCUCGUGCUGGUUGCUCUGGCACAUGUGGUGCACCAUAGCUUCGUAGUUGCUGCCUUUCCGGCACUUCGGGUUCAGAGCUCCUUGCGCCCUUCUGGCAUUGUUGGCGAUGAGAAGUCCUAUGCCCGUCAGUUGGAUGGCAACUUUUUCGCUGAUGUCAAGAACGGUAGCUUGUUCCUUCAAGCUUUGGAGGAAGAUGCCCGGGAGAAGCAGGUGGAUGCAGAUGCUCACCUAAACAGUAUUGAUCGAAAGGCCACCGAGUUCAUGAAGGGUGGGUCGAACAGACAGCGCAAGAUAGUGGACCGCGAAGCCUUUAUAGAGGCACUCAAAAAGGCGGUCUACAAAGACGGCCUGCUCACCUUGGUCUUGGGUGGCAAGAGCGUCGGGAAGACGUUGGUUGCCUCGUAUGUGGCGGACAAAGUCAGACAGGCACAAGGUUCAUCUCGAACCGUCGUCUUGGCAAACCUGCGAAGGGGGGGAGAGACUGACUUUUACCAAGCAGUUUUUGGCGCCGCUGCGGAACAGCAAGGUCUGGCCGAAAAGCUCCCCAGCUUAUUCAAAGAAGUUGCCACGAUAGCAAGCGGCUUGGCCGCAGCAGCGGAAAACCUCAACGCGGCCACUGCGCCAUUAGCAGCAAGUGUCCGUAGCAUCAUCGGCAUAAUGCAACCUGAACUGAAAGCAUUGACUUUCUCCAAGCUGGUGAAGAGUAUCCAAGAGACCGGCAACGACACCACCAUCAUCAUCGACGAAGCGAACCUCGCGCUCCCCAACGACGGCAACGAUGCCAAAGCAGAGACAGCCAAGACUGCUUUGGCUCAGAUCACCGGCGAAACCAAGGAGGCCUUCCAAGCCUCGGUCAUCCUCAUCAGCUCCGAGCACGGCUACCCCUACAAAUUGACCAAAGCCGGUCUCAACCUGGUGGACAUCAAGAAUAUUAUCAUCGCUCCGGAAGUGCCGCCGGUCGACAUGUUCAAGAUGCUCACCGGCCACUGGGGCAUGGGGCCGAGACUGGCGCGCGACCAGUUCUAUCCGCUGCGCACUACAUCCGUUCCGGGCAUAGGCAACUGCUUGGUAAAGGAUGAUGCCCGCGAGCACCUCAUCAAUAUCGCGCUGGAUGGCUUUUCGCCCGUGUCGGACUAUGAGACUGAUGAAGGUGCAAUCAGAGCAUCAGCCAAGAACGUGGCGGGCAUCAUUCCCGGCGAGGCCCAAGCGCCGGGUCUGUGGCCCGAUGUUUUCCACGAGACCGAUGAGAAGUACAUCCUGGUGGCCUCCACGCACCAUGUCCGAUUGUUGAUUUGCGAGGGCUACAUCCAGAACAACGGUGGCAACUUAGCGAGGGUUUCACCCAAUACUAGUUCAAAUGAUUCAGAUGACAGCCUUGCAUGA